AUGCACGACACACUCGACAACUACGGAGCCGGUGCUGGAGGUACACGCAACAUUUCCGGUCACAACCAGCAUGCUGUUGCCCUAGAGAAGACGGUGGCAGAUCUUCAUCGGAAGGAGGCUGCUCUUGUCUUUAGCUCUUGCUAUGUUGCGAACGACGCUACCUUGGCCACUCUCGGCAGCAAACUGCCAGACUGCGUGAUUCUGUCUGACAGCCUCAACCAUGCUUCCAUGAUCCAAGGUAUCCGCCAUUCUGGAGCCAAAAAGUACGUCUUCAAACACAACGACCUCGAGGAUUUGGAGAUGAAACUUGCCGCUUUACCACCUGGUAUCCCCAAGAUCAUUGCUUUCGAGUCCGUCUACAGCAUGUGCGGAUCCGUUGCCCCUAUUGAAGCCAUCUGUGACUUGGCCGAGAAGUACGGUGCUAUUACUUUCCUUGACGAAGUACAUGCUGUGGGCAUGUACGGACCACACGGUGCUGGUGUAGCUGAACAUCUCGACUACGAGGCUUACGCCAACCCUGAAGCAGAUAUCAGGGGCACCAUCAUGGACCGUAUCGACAUAAUUACUGGUACCCUGGGCAAGGCUUAUGGCUGCGUAGGAGGCUACAUAGCUGGAUCAGCAGACCUGGUUGACACCAUCCGCUCCCUUGCCCCUGGGUUCAUCUUCACCACCUCUCUACCCCCAGCUACAAUGGCUGGUGCGACUACCUCCAUCGAAUAUCAAUCUUCUUAUACCCGUGACCGUACCAUGCAGCAACUCCACACCAGAGCAGUCAAAUCUGCCCUAGAUGCAAAUGAUAUCCCCGUUAUUCCCAAUCCAUCUCACAUCGUCCCUAUUCUCGUUGGAGAUGCCGAAGUCGCCAAGAAGGCAUCGGACAUGCUCCUGGAAGACUACGGUGUCUACGUACAAGCAAUCAAUUACCCUACUGUCCCACGCGGGGAAGAACGUCUCCGCGUUACCCCAACACCCGGCCACACAAAGGAAUACCGCGAUCAUCUUGUUGAGGCUCUCAAGGGUGUCUGGGAACGGCUCGGCAUUCGUAAGACCAGUGACUGGAAGGCCGCCGGUGGCUUCCUUGGCGUUGGAUCUGCCCAUGAAGAGAAGAAUGUCCCUCUCUGGACAGACGAGCAACUUGGUCUCGCUGCUGGUGAGAAGUUGGAGGCUGCCAUCGAACGCGAGUUGAAGGCUGAGGCAGCACAUAGAGAACAGAUGAUCCGUGAAUUGGCCGGUGAAUGUGCAGCUGAGGCAAAGGAGUCUCAGUUCCAGCAUACCAAUCAGCCUAUUUCAGCCUCUGCUUAA
Trichophyton benhamiae CBS 112371 is the source of this 1299-nucleotide messenger RNA. RefSeq lists its product as uncharacterized. The record is from RefSeq and is a predicted model, not a curated record. Gene Ontology annotation, biological process: heme biosynthetic process. Gene Ontology annotation, molecular function: pyridoxal phosphate binding; 5-aminolevulinate synthase activity. The coding region runs from base 1 to 1299 and encodes 432 amino acids. The transcript has a single exon. Gene Ontology annotation, cellular component: mitochondrion. NCBI's taxonomy places the organism in Eukaryota, Fungi, Ascomycota, Eurotiomycetes, Onygenales, Arthrodermataceae.